ACAUCUCCAACGUUGGUGACUCCAUUUGCCCCUCCACUGCUUGAUUUUGCUGACUCGAACAUCAAUUUCACUACGAAGAACACCUAUUUCACUUUUAGGUGCCAAACCCUAACUCCUUUGAAGAACUUGAUAUUCAGGUUUCUUCAAAGUAAAGCUCGUAUUCGGAUUUGGCUAUUUGAGCAAAAGGACCUUAGGAUUGAAGGUCGAAUUAUCAAUCUAGCCAAGCUGAUAAUAUAGAAUAGCUCUCGGCUUAUUGUAAGGGUCUCCAAUAUGGCAAGUGGACUUGGACUUGAUUCUCUAGUUGAUCGUAAGUAAUUUUAUUUAUUAUCUCUCGAACUGUUUAUUCUUAUACAAAUAUUAGUUUGUGUGAAAACGGAGUAAUUGAUCCGACAAGGAUAUUACUGAACUCCUGAGGUGUGGAUGUUGAAUAGAUUGUCCUCUUUUGAGCUGUUUAUGAAUUGUUUUAGGCUAUUCAAAAGAACCUCUUUGUAACCUGUUUUACUUUGUUGAGGAUAUAUAUGGAUUUCUACUAUUGCUAAUUGAUUUUAAGAUGAAA
Messenger RNA from Cucumis melo (muskmelon), 556 nucleotides. RefSeq names its product small nuclear ribonucleoprotein E-like. Gene Ontology annotation, cellular component: U1 snRNP; U5 snRNP; U2 snRNP. NCBI's taxonomy places the organism in Eukaryota, Viridiplantae, Streptophyta, Magnoliopsida, Cucurbitales, Cucurbitaceae. Gene Ontology annotation, biological process: mRNA splicing, via spliceosome; spliceosomal snRNP assembly. The annotation marks the transcript as partial. The transcript has 4 exons. The record is from RefSeq and is a predicted model, not a curated record.